Molecule: messenger RNA, 165 nt
Organism: Funneliformis mosseae
Lineage: Eukaryota; Fungi; Glomeromycota; Glomeromycetes; Glomerales; Glomeraceae
Source: the annotation of a GenBank genome assembly
AUGUUCGUCGAUUUAAUAGCAACCGAUAUGUCAACAACGACGACAGUUAUCGGUACUGGACCAGAUAUCGAGAAUUACGGAGUUCUUCGUUUCCGAUAUAAUUAUUUUCGCACGAAGACGAAAGUUUUACAAGACUUUCCUGAUGAUCCUACAAUAAGAAGUUAG